AUGCCGCCACUCCACAUCAAAACCAUAACUCUGGGUGCGUUCAAGGAUGUCUUGUCGCGUUACCCUGCAAUGGUGCCCGAGAAGCUACGCGACUUGGACGCGCAACGCUAUGACAUCAUUCGCAAAGCCGUAGCUGCACAAGACGAAAGCGAGAAACACUUGACAAAGGAGCAAGUCGUGACGCUUGUGGAAUGGAAGCUGGCAUACGCUGCGCUCUGGAAGAGCAAAUCAUCUCAUCCUGAUGCCAUUCCCGCGCUCAAGAUACUUGUGGGACUGAAGGGCGUGGGUCCAGCAACCGCAUCCUUGCUUCUUUCUGUUCUCCGACCUGCAGAGAUACCCUUCUUCUCUGAUGAACUAUUUCGAUGGUCUGUCUGGGAUGAUGAAACGGGGAGCGGAAAAGAUGGAAAGGGCUGGCAGAGGAAGAUCAAGUAUAACGUGAAGGAGUAUGAGAUGAUGCUCGAUCGCGUGCAGGAGUUAAGGACGAGAUUGCGAAGAGGUUUCGGGCAGAGGGACCCUUUGGCGAGGGCGAUUGACGUUGAGAGAGUAGCUUGGGUACUCGGAAAAGAAGGUGUGGAUGUUAGUGUGCAGGAAGAUGAGACAGGGGAGCAUAAGGGAAAAGACGCGGAUGUGCAAGCUGACACGAAAGCGGAGGAGGAUGAGAAGGAGAAAGACGAAGCACAACAAGAAGAGAUCCCAGCAGUAACGAAAGAGGGCAGCGGUGACGAAGCAACAAUUGCAAAGCCCGUAGCGAAGAAAGGUACGAAACGUAAAGCUUCGGAGGCCAAACCACCUGUCGAAGGUACCCGCAAGAGUACGCGGACGAAGAAGUAG
This is a messenger RNA of Alternaria ethzedia, 831 nucleotides long. RefSeq lists its product as uncharacterized. The coding region runs from base 1 to 831 and encodes 276 amino acids. The transcript has 2 exons. NCBI's taxonomy places the organism in Eukaryota, Fungi, Ascomycota, Dothideomycetes, Pleosporales, Pleosporaceae. The record is from RefSeq and is a predicted model, not a curated record.